Molecule: messenger RNA, 2386 nt
Organism: Anneissia japonica
Lineage: Eukaryota; Metazoa; Echinodermata; Crinoidea; Comatulida; Comatulidae
Product: peptidyl-prolyl cis-trans isomerase E-like
Exons: 9
Coding region: 202-1023 (273 amino acids)
Biological process (GO): protein folding; protein peptidyl-prolyl isomerization
Cellular component (GO): intracellular membrane-bounded organelle
Molecular function (GO): peptidyl-prolyl cis-trans isomerase activity; RNA binding
Source: RefSeq, a predicted model, not a curated record
CCCUACUCACAUGUCUUGUAAGACGAUUGGACCAUCUAAUACUCGCUCUUUGCGGCUUCGCCUCUUCUUGUAAUGAAUUUUACAAGUAGGCCUAGACCUACACCUUAAUUCUUAAAAAGUGGGCUAGCUGAGGAAGUAGAUGAGAAGGUGCUGCAUGCCGCUUUUAUCCCAUUUGGGGAUUUGGUUGACAUUCAGAUCCCAAUGGAUUACGAGACAGAAAAGCACAGGGGAUUUGCAUUUGUGGAGUUUGAGUUUGCAGAAGAUGCUGCUGCAGCAAUUGACAACAUGAAUGAAUCUGAAUUGUUUGGAAGGACGGUCAGAGUAAACUUGGCUAAACCAAUGAAAAUCAAAGAAGGUUCCAGUAGACCUGUUUGGUCCGAUGAUAAUUGGCUGAAGAAGCAUGCAGGUGAGACAUUAAAGAAACAGGAGGAAACCGAUGAGACAGGUGAUGAGAGUACAGGUGGUGGAACCAAGAGACCAGCUCAAGAUGCAGACGAGGCAAUAGGGUCUGGAGCUAAGAGGUCUAAGGUCAAUCCUCAGGUUUACUUCGACAUAAAAUGUGGAAAGAAGGAGAUUGGCAGAAUCACAAUUCUACUGAGAAGUGACGUGGUCCCAAUGACUGCAGAAAAUUUUCGUUGUUUGUGCACCCAUGAAAAAGGAUAUGGUUACAAAGGAAGCAUAUUUCACCGCAUCAUCCCAAAAUUUAUGUGCCAAGGGGGUGAUUUCACCAAUCACAAUGGAACCGGAGGAAAGUCCAUAUAUGGGAAGAAAUUUAAUGAUGAGAACUUUGUCCUGAAACACACAAAACCAGGCUUGUUAUCGAUGGCAAACUCUGGACCUGGCACCAAUGGAUCUCAGUUCUUUUUGACGACGGAAAAAACGGAAUGGUUAGAUGGAAAACAUGUAGUUUUUGGUGAGGUAAUUGAAGGAAUGAGUGUAGUGAAGGCAAUCGAGAAGGUGGGAACUCCAUCAGGUAAACCUACUACAAAGGUGAUCAUCAGUAACUGUGGAGAACUGGUAUGAAGAUAAUAAACAAUAAGAAACACAGUGGGAUUGUUGAACAAGAUGACUGGUAACGUUGGUGGGCUUCCAUGGCUUUAUGGUCUUCACCUGCCAAGAUAGAGGAUGAUCCAUGUAGAGUGGUUUGCUGUAACUUGUUUACAGCUAUUAGCUAACAAGUUCAUGACUGCUAAAUGGUUACUAAUCAGACAGUGUUAUUUCGAUGAUCAGGAAUUACAAGUCGAUUAGAAUUAUUAAUUGCCUUUAAUGUGUUUGCCCUAUAUGUCAGGCAAACACAUCAUUCCUAUUACUAAUCAGACAAAAGCUGAAUAAGCUAUCUGUGUGCAGCUUUGUGUGCAGCUUUGUGGCCCACACGAUUCAAUGUAGAACGCAAUGCCAUGACGAGUGCACAAUGGAUCGUUUUUAAUGACAAUUUGUUCAAACUGCCACCGACAAUCAGCAAACGGCAUUGGGUCAUCUAGCACUCGCAGAUAGAGUUUGGGUCGUCAGGACAACGGUCGUAGGACCGUCGUACGCUUCAGUGAGUGGCCAGCUUAAGAGAAUGAUUCAUGUACAGGUAGAUUGAGUGCUGUAUGUUGUUUAAUGCUGUUUACUAACAGCUGCUGCUUUUCAUUGAAUCCAUACAUUUUGGUGGGAGAAUCGGUUGAAACAGGUCCGUGAUGAGAACGCUUCUCCUAUGACCCCUUGAGUUGCUACGUAAUUACAAAUGAGACAUAGUUUCUCAUGAGUUAGUGGUUAAAUAAGCUGUUUGUGUGUGGAUUAGCAAUGGCCAUUGGAGGUAAUAAUGACGUUUAAUUAAUCCACUGUCGGAAGAAAGGUAAUAUUAUUUUAUCUUGAAAUUCUCUACUGGUAAAAAUAUAAGAAUCUUCUACUUCCAUUAGCUGAAACCGACUUAUGUGUUAAGUGCCUUUUUUAUUUUCAUCCAACAGCAGUAGCGAUUUUCAAAAUUCUUGAAUCUGAGGCUUAGGGAGUAGAGUUUAUUGUAGCCAUGAAAAAAAAACUAUUGCUGAUGUGGUAUGAAUUUAAUGACCACUUAAUAAUAAAAAAUAAAAUAAUUUAAAAAAAAAUACCACUGAAAAAAUAAUAACUCAUUUUAAAGGAUUAAAUAUGUUAAUAACUUCUGAUGACAAAGCUAAAUAAGUGUAGGCCUGUGCUGGUUUGUGAAUGCACUGUAGUCCUAUAAGUCAAUUUCUUGUCGAUUUAAUUAUUUGAAAAAAUAUACUGUAUGAGCGAUAUAUGUAUUUUUUAAAUAUCUUGUCCGGGGUUCUGCUUAUAUCCAUUGACAGAAAAAAUAUGAUUACACUGAUGAUGAUAAAAGUUAUCACAAAAAAAACUGAGAGAUUAAAGUUUGAUGUAUAUUAAACUA